CACACAAAACUCAGUACAUUUUACAUGCGGCAAUCUCAGAGUCCCACUGUCCGCUAAGUGCCUGCUUGCCGACCCAACCGACACUCAAAAUUCAAAAUUUGAACUUCCUCUCCUCCUCCUGUUCCACCAACUGAACUGAAAUCUCCAAAUUUCAAACAAACACAACUCAAACAAACCUCAGAAAAUCAAAAAUCGUCAUCUGAUCCGGUCCCAAUCCCAAAUGGCCGCCGCCAACUCUUCUGAUUCCUCGAUUCCCUCCACUCCUCCUCCACUCUCCUCCAGCAAGGAGAAUGUGACCCCGAUUGGCUCCAAGCUUGCGGAAUUGAAUGAAUCGAGGUCUGAGCUACUUGGUAGAAUUCAAGGGUUGAAGCAGGAUUUGCAAAGUUGGAGGUCGAACUUAGACACUCAAGUGAAAGUCUACCACGAUGAGCUUUCAGAACUCAAGAAAUCCCUCAACACUGAAGUGGAUCAACUUCGAUCUGAAUUUCAAGAUCUGAGGACCACUCUUCAGCAGCAGCAAGAGGAUGUUACGACUAGUCUUAGAAACUUGGGGCUGCAGGAUGUUUCAGGAGAGAAAAAAGAAGCCCAAGAUACCGAAGAACCAAAUGUUUCAACCAAGGUGGAUGAGGCCAAAGAAGGUGAAAGCUAGAUUGACUUCACCCCGGAGCAUGCGUGGCAUACGUUCAUGCCUAAGCAAAUUGUGAUUCUUCGUGAAUCUGAAAUUUGUUAUGGUGGUUUAGAUAGAAGUUGCCACAACCUUGUUGUCUUGCGUAACGCACAACUCGUUUCUGAAUCAAAUUAUGUAGUAUUAACAAUAUCCUCAGCGUAAGCAGCUUUCUAUCAGUUUUUUUCUCUCCU
Messenger RNA from Malus domestica (apple), 858 nucleotides. RefSeq lists its product as uncharacterized. The record is from RefSeq and is a predicted model, not a curated record. Lineage: Eukaryota; Viridiplantae; Streptophyta; Magnoliopsida; Rosales; Rosaceae.